Messenger RNA from Salarias fasciatus (jewelled blenny), 727 nucleotides. RefSeq lists its product as uncharacterized. Gene Ontology annotation, biological process: positive regulation of axonogenesis; regulation of GTPase activity; semaphorin-plexin signaling pathway. The transcript is spliced from 7 exons. The record is from RefSeq and is a predicted model, not a curated record. NCBI's taxonomy places the organism in Eukaryota, Metazoa, Chordata, Actinopteri, Blenniiformes, Blenniidae. Gene Ontology annotation, cellular component: semaphorin receptor complex; plasma membrane. Bases 1 to 720 code for a protein of 239 amino acids. Gene Ontology annotation, molecular function: semaphorin receptor activity.
AUGGUGCAGUUUUCCAAGAACGGCAGUUGCCACGGUGACGCGAGCAUCAUCUACCAGCCGUCACCUUCCUGUCGAGACAUUUCACCGAGGAACUCCUGGAUCAGUGGGGGGAGGAAGAUCACACUCACUGGAUCUCACCUGGAGUUUGUGGAGGGGGUCAUUCACAGCCGAGCCCCUCAGGAAGUCCAACCUCCGACUGACAGGAACCAUCAGAAUCUCACCUUCAAGUCACCUGCAGCUACAAAUCCCUCCAGAGUUUCCAGCAGUUCUCUUCUGUUGAAAGUCGCCAAUGAAACCUUGAUCUGCUCCACAAACCUGAUCUACCAUCCAGACCCAGAGUUCACCAGCUUCACAUCCACACAGAGGGGUGACCACGUCCAGAUCACCAUACAGAGAAAAGCAGACAAACUGGAGAUAACACCAGCGGAGUUGUCAGUAUGGGGGGAGCAGGAGGAGAAACGAUACCCCUGCAUCAUGGAAGACAAAGACCCCGGUGAAGAGUUCAACUUUUACUCUUGUGAGAUUCAGAGCCCACCCAGCGCACAGUUCCAGACGUUAAUGAUUAAAUACGGUGACAAGACAGUGUUACUUGCUCCUCCAAUGUUAAUGCCUCCAGUCAUUGUCAUCCUGCGCUUCAUGCUGAUCCCCUGUGUUAUUGCUGCGCUGGUGUUUAUCUGUCUGUGGGAUAAGAAAGUCACCAAGAAGAGGAACAAACCCUGAUCACUGG